AUGGCUGACUACGAAUCUAUCUUAGCUGUCAAGCCGGAGGUAUUUGUUUUCCAGCUUCCCCCUAGACAAUCCAAUAGGGGAUACAGAGCCGCAGACUGGAGCUUGACAAAGCCUGAUUGGACUGGAAGAAUGAGAAUUAUAGCGAAAGGGAAACAGUGUAUCGUAAAGUUGGAAGAUAAGUCAGGAGAACUUUUUGCUGCGUGUCCAAUAGACAAGUAUCCUGGAGGAUUAUCAGUAGAAUCAGUAACUGAUAGUAGUCGAUACUUUGUACUGAAAAUAGUAAAUGAAAAUGGCCAACAUGCGUUUAUUGGUAUCGGCUUUGCGGAUCGCAGCGAUUCUUUCGAUUUUAAUGUGACAUUACAGGAGCAUUUUAGAUGGCUUAAAACUAGCGAAAGCAUUGCUCAACAAAGUAAUGAACCUGAGAAGCCAAAGUUGGAUUUAAGCUUAAAGGAAGGGCAGACAAUCCAUAUAAACCUGAAAUCAAAAAAAGAUGGAGAAUCUUCUAAUGCUCGUAAACCUGCAGCAGGUGCUGGAAUGGGAUUCCUUCCUCCUCCUCCAACUUCCAAGAACCAAAACCCCCAACCGGUUUCAGCCCCUGCUGCCGACUUUCAACCUGCGUCACAGCAAAGUAAUCAAGGUUUAACAGAUUUUAAUGUUUUUUCUAAUCCCUCAGGUUCAACGGGAUGGAAUUCUUUUCAAUCGGCUGGGUAA
This is a messenger RNA of Trichoplax adhaerens, 711 nucleotides long. RefSeq lists its product as uncharacterized. The record is from RefSeq and is a predicted model, not a curated record. Gene Ontology annotation, biological process: endocytosis. Gene Ontology annotation, cellular component: membrane; clathrin vesicle coat. Bases 1 to 711 code for a protein of 236 amino acids. The transcript has 7 exons. NCBI's taxonomy places the organism in Eukaryota, Metazoa, Placozoa, Uniplacotomia, Trichoplacea, Trichoplacidae.